Porites evermanni is the source of this 493-nucleotide messenger RNA. The record is from the annotation of a GenBank genome assembly. Lineage: Eukaryota; Metazoa; Cnidaria; Anthozoa; Scleractinia; Poritidae.
AUGUAUGAGUGGGCAGGUGGAACUAAAGAGUUUGUCUUGCAGCGCCAUGGUAACGCCAUGAAACGUACGGCAUCAGCUUAUUUCUGGAAAGACCCCGUAGUUUCUGAGACGAUUGAUGAGUAUCUAGACCAAGGACUGUCUGUUGAUAACACAUACGCUACAAUGUCAAAACAAGUUUGUCAAACUGUGAGUGAAACUAUCUCAGGACCAAAAAUGAUAGAAAACCGAAAGUUCCACAAGAAAACAUCUGAAGAAACACGGGAUACUGCUGAGAAGCACAGCGAAGCGGAAUCGUUGAUAUCGAGCCUUAAGAGUGUAUCAAGCAUAAAUACUGUCCUUUACGAAAACACAAUACUCAUGUGUAAAUAUUCGAAAACAUGUGCUAGACGAUGUACACAGAUUCUGUGUACUUGGGAACAGUAUAUUGCAAGUGGACACAAGUUUCGAACUAGUUGAUGGUUUGUGGCUUACAGACACCACUUUCAGUCACUAG